CCUCUUUCUGUUCUGAUGAUGAGUGUUAAAAAUAACACACAGGUGCUUAUCAACUGCAGGAACAACAAAAAACUUCUGGGCCGUGUGAGAGCAUUCGAUCGGCACUGCAACAUGGUUCUGGAAAAUGUUAGAGAGAUGUGGACAGAGGUACCGAAGACUGGGAAAGGCAAGAAGAAAGCCCACCCAGUUAAUAAAGAUCGGUUCAUUAGCAAGAUGUUCCUCCGAGGAGAUUCUGUGAUUAUUGUCCUUAGAAACCCCAAGUGAGGUAUACGCGGCAGAGGUGUAAGAACAGAAUUUUGGAGCAGAACAGGGCUUUUAAAGCAAGCUUAGGAGUUGGUUACCUUUGGAGUCUCAAUUUCCGGCCUUAUGUAUUAGGGAUUGUACGUAGUACGUAAAUCAUGGUUGUUGUAGGACUAAAACUUUCUUUUUGUUUGUCAUUUCUACUGUUAUGUUUUUAUCAUGCAACUAACUAAUGGUUUUUCUUUUAAUUCCAACUUAUUGACUUUGUUGUUCUUGAUGUGCUUGGCCUACAAGCAUGAUUUCAAAUAUUCCCACUAGUGGGAUAAUUACAAGCAGUGAAAUUUGUCAAGCUGAGUAGUGUAUUGUUGCAUCUGAUAAAAGGGGAGAAUAUAUUUUA
Molecule: messenger RNA, 637 nt
Organism: Camellia sinensis
Lineage: Eukaryota; Viridiplantae; Streptophyta; Magnoliopsida; Ericales; Theaceae
Source: RefSeq, a predicted model, not a curated record